UCCAGCAGCGUGCACUCAAUAUUUUGUAACAUGUCUGUUUUAAAAUUGACGCCGGUGCUGUCUGUCUUUAUUUGUCACAGCGUCUGAAAACGCUCCAGUCUCAAGUGAACAAAUAGUGAAAUCUCUUCUCUCUGACACAGUAAGACUUCGUUUGUUUCAGAUGACUCAGGUUUAGCUCGGUGGCUAAAUAGCUUGGUAAUGUAGCGGUAGCUGGUUUGACCCCAUGGUGUGAAGAACGCUAUCAGAAUGGAGACUCUAGAGUCCAGUUCAACAUCAGGCGCCCUGGUAGUCCCAGACAGAGGCAUGGCACAGUCCUCAGCGUCCUCUGGUCAGCUGUUCGAGUCAGCCAGGCCCACCAAGCACAGGGAGCACCCGUCCAAGUCACCAAGGAGACGUAGGAAGGGCACCAAGUCGCAGCGACAGGGGGGCGGUCAUGAACAGCUGCUGGGGGAAAUCGAGCGACGGAGGUUGCCAAGCCAACAUGAGCAUUUGGAGCCCUCUGGCUCGGCCAGCGACACAGCAGAAAGCUCUCCUAAGAGGAGAGCACACUUUCUACAUGGGCCGUACCCAGCCACUCACUUCGGACCCAAAGCCUGUAUUCUUCCCAACCCAACUUCAGUCAUGCACAUCCAGGACCCAGCAAGCCAGCGGCUCACCUGGAAUAAAUCACCUGUCAAUGUGCUCGUCAUCAGGAAAAUCAGAGAUGAAAGCCUCGUUGAGCCUUUUAAGGAGCUCUGCAGGUUUCUAGUGGAGGAGAAGCAGAUGAUGGUGUACGUGGAGCGAAGGGUGGCAGACGACGCUACGCUAUCCAAGGACGAGACGUUCGGCUCCAUCCGCAAUCAGCUCUGCACCUUCAGAGAGGGCUAUGAUGAUAUCUCUGACUGCAUAGACCUGAUCAUCUGUUUGGGGGGAGAUGGGACUCUACUCUACGCCUCCUCUCUGUUCCAGGGCAGCGUCCCUCCUGUUAUGGCGUUUCACCUCGGCUCUUUAGGUUUCCUGACCCCCUUCAAGUUUGAGUCCUACAAGACCGAAGUGGCCAAAGUGUUUGAAGGCAACGCUGCCAUCACUCUGCGCAGUCGUCUGAAGGUGAAGGUGGUGAAGGACAUGCUUCAUAGAGCAGGCCAGCAACAGCAGGAACACAAUGGACUCCUUCCUCAUGGACACACCAACAAUGAGGCCGGGAAGGUCACCCUGCAGCUACAGGUGUUGAAUGAGGUGGUGGUGGACCGAGGUCCCUCCUCCUACCUGUCUAAUGUGGACUUGUACCUGGAUGGACGUCUUAUCACCUCUGUGCAGGGAGACGGUGUGAUCGUGUCCACACCUACAGGCAGCACGGCGUACGCCGCUGCAGCAGGAGCCUCCAUGAUCCACCCUAAUGUACCAGCCAUCAUGGUUACCCCCAUCUGCCCACACUCGCUCUCCUUCAGGCCCAUCGUUGUCCCUGCUGGGGUGGAGCUCAUGAUCACGUUGUCCCCUGACGCCAGAAACACCGCCUGGGUGUCGUUUGACGGCAGAAAGAGACAGGAGAUUCAACACGGAGACUGUAUAAAGAUCACCACGUCUUGUUACCCGGUGCCCUCCAUCUGUUGCCAUGACCUGGUGUACGACUGGUUCGAGAGCCUGGCUCAGUGUUUGCACUGGAACGUACGCAAGAGGCAGGCGAGACUGGCCGACGUCUCCGACUCAUCGGACACAGAAAACUGAACCAGCGGGGACUUCUUUUUUUUUUUUUUACACCUGUGAAAGACGUUACUUUAAAGACAUCCACAGCACCAAGUCAUCGUUCAGUUAAUUUAACGACACAACUAGUUACAUCAGCGUUAAGUUUGUAAUUUAGAUAGCAUGUAUGGAGAGUACAGUAUGCUGUGCUCGCAGUUAUGUUUCAAUCAGAGUACGCAUGCCAUUACAUUCCAUUACACACACACGUCGCUUACAGGGAGAGAGCAUGUUUCUCACCUAGAAAAAAAAACUGCAGUUACUUAAAUUAUUUUAACAAAAAUAUUUUCAAUGAAUGAAGUUUUUUUUGGGGGGGGGCUUGAAGCACUUAAUCAUCUUUGUGAUGAUCAGUGUGAAAGCUUUAAGCUCUUCUCUCAGAUUAGAUGUAGAAACAUGAAAUGUCUGUAAAUCUACUGUGUACAUAUCAGAUGCUAGGAUCGAUUUAUUUAACGUCAUAUUUAUGUGAUAUUUAUAUAUUUACAAUAUGUCAGCUUAAAAAAAAACGUUAACUGUUUUUCAUUACUGGGUUAGCCAAAGACUCUUGUGACUGUUCUGUUCAAACAUCCAGAGUGAAGAGACUUUCUGUGGAUCAUACCAGUAGCUGUGAAGGAUUUGAUUUUAUUUAAUUUGAAGUAGUUUUCAUAAAAGUCUGAUUUAUUGCUUCCAGUCAGAUUGCAUGAUGUGAAACGAAAAGAAAGACUUCCACAGGCCAUGUCAUUUUUCAUGAUCAUAAAUAAACUCAAGUAAACGAUCAAAUUUUGGACAGAACUAUGAUCGGAUUAUUUCAUAUUCUCUCAGCAUCACCUUUUAUGAAACACAUUGACAUCAAGUGUUCAGUUGUCAGGAGUGGAUAAGUGGUCUUAUUUUAUUUAUUGUAGGCAUACGUCGAGUUCUAGCGUGAUUAAAAAAAAGGAAACACUUUGAUGCUUUCUAUAUUUUUAUUGCAAUGAUAAGAUACAGAUAUAUAUCCAGACAUCCAGUUUCAUUAAAUUAUACUCCAAUAUUGCAUGUGACAGUCUUCAGAAUGACAUUUCUUUUUUUUUCUUGACCAGAGAUAAAACACAGAUGUUUGAACUAUUUCACUUUUGAUUUUCCCCAGAAAUGUGCGAUGAGAAGCAGCAGCGUAAAGAGUCAGAAUAAUACUACAAUAUACAACAGACCGAUACUGUGCAACAGUCAAGAACAACUGGGAGAAGUAUUUCUUUUUUUUUUUUCUCUCUCUCUUUUGUGUAAUGCCAAACUCUGGGAGUACAGUGGCUGGCAGGAUGUAGGGAUAGAUGCACUUUGCCCAAUUUGGGGAGGAAAAAACGAAACACGACAAGAGAUGUUAGAAAGAAAAACGAGGGGUUGUGAGUCUCAGAGAGCCGGAGAGCUACGAGCCUCAGCAGGGUUACGUUAGAACAAACUAGUAGAUUUAGUGCGGCGAGUUCACUUGGUAAGCAUCUGUAUAGGGCUGUGUGAAAUAUACUCAGGUAUUGUCGGAUUCUUUAGGAAACCAUUUGGGUUGCUGUUAAUGACGCUUUGUUUGUAGUGAGAGAAAUACAGACAACCCCACUACACCACACAUUCAAUGUUAAGGUGGCAAAUGUACAAACAAAAUAAAGAAAAACUGUUAAUAAAUCCACCGCUUUCUAA
Labrus bergylta (ballan wrasse) is the source of this 3351-nucleotide messenger RNA. RefSeq names its product NAD kinase b (gene nadkb). Gene Ontology annotation, molecular function: NAD+ kinase activity. Gene Ontology annotation, biological process: NADP+ biosynthetic process; NAD+ metabolic process. NCBI's taxonomy places the organism in Eukaryota, Metazoa, Chordata, Actinopteri, Labriformes, Labridae. The record is from RefSeq and is a predicted model, not a curated record.